AUGCACCCCGAAGAAGACGAGGAACAACUUGAAAGACUACACUCGCUACACCGUCUACUACAAGACGUGGAAAAAACCCGACGAAAAAUAGCACAAGAUUGCCUUGUGCGCAUAUUCCAAAAAAAUGUCGCUCAAAACACGGUGGUGCGCGCACAAAAAGAAAAUAGUGAAAUGAUAGAAACCUUUGAGUAUCUGAUGGGUGCAUUGAAACAUGAGAUCAUGAUACAGGCGAUGAAGGCAGACCUAAGUCCAACAAGUUGGCCCUGCACGCUUAACGAGCUAUUUCCGGUCUUCCCAAAUGGCAGUGCAUCAUCCUUGGAAAAAAUAAAGCCACUGCAUAGUUUUCAUUUACUGCGACCGUAUUUUAUACGGCUAUUUUCCGUGGUUGAGGAUUUUAUUGUGUCGCAGCUUUAUCGGCAAGAGAACAGAACAAAGUCUGUAAGCUUGGAAGAUUGUCCCGAAUUCAUGAAAGCAGCAACAAAACUAAAUCAUGAAAAAAUUUGCUCCAUACUAAUAGAAUAUUUGGAUUUGUACCACGAUCAUAUUAAAGAAAUGUCGGAAUACGUGAAUCCGAUUUUCGAAGAAAUAGAUAGACGAAAAGUAAUGGAUAUAUUAGAUCAAGUAACGUCACACUUCAAUUGCUUUGAAAAUGAAACUCUUGAAAUUCUUUACAAUCUAUUUAUAUAA
Ambispora gerdemannii is the source of this 687-nucleotide messenger RNA. Lineage: Eukaryota; Fungi; Glomeromycota; Glomeromycetes; Archaeosporales; Ambisporaceae. The record is from the annotation of a GenBank genome assembly.